AUGUUACACAACGCACCAGUAAUCCCCGAAAUCAGGAUAUACUCCCCGUCGGACAACGGCGAAAGAGAAUCAUCUGGAGAUGAGCAGGGAUGUCGGAUUUUUUUUGACAAUUCUGCCGUUUAUGCAGGACGGCCGUCGGAAAACGGCCGCGAGGAGAGUUUCACGACGCCGGAUGUUACCUCGCAACAUAUUGUGAAUGGAGUUUGUUACUUCGAUUUCGAGCCGUCGAAAGCAGUUCCUUGGCAGGGGAACUUCAACAUGCGCUCCCAGAAUCUCCAGGCGACGACAGGAUACCAGAAGGGAACUUCGAUCUCGAUGCACAAAGCAAGGGCGGGCUGCGUGACGUCAACCACCCGAAGUCUGGAGCUCUUGAGGGAGUACGUCCAGCCUCUCGUGAACAAUGAGAUCCGGCAGAUAAUGGAUAAGUAUCUGGCCGACUACUUCAAACCGGGCAUGGAAAAUAUACGAAUGAAUAAUGGCGAAAACUCCAUAUCGGAACAGCACCUCCAAGCCGUGUGUAGACAGAUGCUCGAGCACGCGAAGAAAAUAUUCGUAGUGUCACCUCAAAAUCGGAGCGAUCGGGCACUGAGUCCGCUGUCCGACCAGGAGUCCGGAAGGGCGAGUCCCUUGCUCGGGAGCGAUCUGCCAAAAAGACAUCAUCACAAUUCCAGAAGGAAUCGUAACUCGCCAAAUAGAACCUGUCCGUCGGACUCCGAGAGCGACGCCAGUCAAGCCCAUACACUAUAUGUACCAAAGAAAAAAUUAAACAAGACGAAAACUUGGUCCUGCGGAUCCGGACGCUCCACUCCUGCAUCUCGUUCUUCUUGCAAAUCCUCCGAAGCCGUGAAGCGGGAAGGACCUCGUUGGGAUCCGGCGCGAAUCACCGAGGAAACGCUUUUUGUGAUGGGUGCCAAAGCCAACAAGGCUUUGGGUUUGGGUGCUCAACGGGGUCGUCUCUACAUGAAACACCAGGAUGUCUUCCGAUAUUGCGGAGACGCCGAAGAUAAGCUUUGGCUAUACGAACAAGGACUCAUGCCGUCCGCCGGUGGCAGGGCGUUCUUGCUCUUAUUAGAAGACAUUCAACAUCUCGCCAACUCCGAGGAAUAUAGAGAUGCACCUGGAGUUGAGGUCGACGAUCUCGCUAGUUUCAAGGUUCCCGAGUUCAUGGUCAACAAAAUGCGCUCAAGUAUGCUGUCUCUCCGCACAGAUAUUCCGAAUGAAGGUGGUAAGAAGCGUAAACAUAAGAGUCCGGCUUCGGAAAGGUCCCACACGAGCUCUGUGAUCGAUUCCCUAUCAGGUGACCUUCAAAAAGGAUCCCCGUGUGCGUCCCCGCUGACCGCCGAAGAAGAAGUUCUCCCAGACGAGGAACCCGUCGAUCUUCAUGGGAGUUUAGCCCCGCGCGCUGAUGCUUCUCAUGACGAUGAAGAUGUGCGAGAUGAACCAAUGCUCACCGAGGAGCCGGUAGAAGAGCAGGAAAUAGCCUUCAUUGUGGAUAUCUGA
Messenger RNA from Galendromus occidentalis (western predatory mite), 1500 nucleotides. Its product is annotated as deoxynucleotidyltransferase terminal-interacting protein 1. The record is from RefSeq and is a predicted model, not a curated record. Gene Ontology annotation, cellular component: nucleus. Lineage: Eukaryota; Metazoa; Arthropoda; Arachnida; Mesostigmata; Phytoseiidae. Bases 1 to 1500 code for a protein of 499 amino acids. The transcript is spliced from 6 exons. Gene Ontology annotation, molecular function: nucleosome binding; DNA binding.